ACAGAGAUAGGUUUCGUCCCCAACAAAAAGACGACGCGGUCGCUGCCGCCUUGUUGCCAGGAAUACAUCAAAUUGUGUCAAGGAGUUUAGCUACGCUGCUGCUUCAGUACUUCAAGGGAAACCCCUCUCUGCAUACUUACGUUCCGCGCGAUAACCAUGCGCCGUUCAGCGCGAAGAGCUGAGGCCUCCAAAGCAAGCGCGGGUCCCAAACGAAAAUUACGCAACCCAUCAACUCCAUCCAAUGCUGGUGAUGACAGAAGCAUCACCACUAGUACUCCCAGCCGGCGGUCAUCCUCCGCGUCGAUGGGACACACCCCACCAUUGCGCCAAUUGGAAACAGCAACAACACCGCCGUCUUCAAGAGGACAUGGGGCGAAGAACGCACGGGGUAUCACGGAUCCGCCCGAAGCACAGGGAGUGCUCGUGUCGCGCGUGUACGGUCUGUUAGCUGGGCUGACCUUGGUGCUGGUACGCGUGGUGGGAGGGAUCGUUACUCCCAUCGCGGACUGCGACGAAACCUACAACUAUUGGGAACCUGUGCAUUACCUUCUCUAUGGCACGGGGAUGCAAACCUGGGAGUAUUCUCCCGAGUACACGUUGCGGUCCUACGCUUACCUCCUGCCCCCUGCCGCGCUGGCCAAAGCCGGUGCUCUGGCCCUGCGACUCUUCCAAGGGCCUUUGCUCCCGGACAAGCGCCUUUUAUUUUAUUUCCUUCGGGUCGUGUUCUCCUUGAUCUCGGCCAGCUCCGAAGCCACCUUUGUCGAUGCCGUCACCCGGCGCUUCGGUGCCCGCCCCGGAUUUUUGACCUUCGCGCUCCUCCUCACGUCUGCGGGGAUGUUCCAAGCCUCCCCCGCCCUUCUCCCCUCCAGCGCGGCCAGCAAUUUUGUCAUGGUGACCACGGCUUGUUGGCUGUCGCGUCGGUACGCAUGGGCCACGCUGGCCGCCGUCACUGCCGUCGUGGGCCUGGGUUGGCCCUUUGUGGCACUCCUCUUCCUCCCCCUGGCGCUGCACACGCUCUACGAGGCCGUGUCCCACAGUCCCGGUCCGGGUGUUGCCCGGCAAUGUCGCCAGGGCUUCCUCUAUGUCCUGUCCUUGGGGGUAGCGGCCCUGGUCCUCGUCCUUCCCCCCGUCCUGCUCGUGGACGGCUUCUUUUACCGUCGCUGUGUGCUCCCAGUCUGGAGCAUCCUUCGCUAUAACCUGGGAGGGGCCGCGGUAGGCGCAGACGAUACUCUUUACGGAGUAGAACCCUGGUCUUUUUAUUUGAAAAAUUUGCUCCUAAAUUUCAAUGUGGUGCUGCCCCUGGUCCUCCUUUUGCCUUUCCUCCUCCUCCUCGUCCCCCCGCCCGCGUGGCCCUCUACGGGAAGAGGGACUUCCUUCCUCUUUGUCGCCCCUGCGUAUUUAUGGUUAGGCGUGAUGACCACGCGUCCUCACAAAGAGGAACGGUUCCUUUUUCCCAUCUACCCCCUGUUAGCCUUGGGCGGGGCCCUCUCCUUGCACGUCGUGGUGGGCUCCAUGGACCGAUGCCUGACAAAGGCGGCACCGCUGGCAGUCGCCUCCGCCAAGGGCAACAAAGGCGGGGGUAGAAAACGGAACGGUCGCGACAAAGGUCCGGAACAGGAGGGUCCACCUCGCCCGCCUCUCGCUGGUCUCCUACACCGCCUUGCUCACAUGGCGGUCCGAGGAAUGAUGCCUCUCGCCCUCCUCCUCCAUGCCCUCCUUUCCCUCUCCCGCGCGGUUUCGAUGACCCAAAAUUUUUCCGCACCCCUCCGUCUCUUCGACGAUUUUUCCAAGCACCAACGGGCAGAGUAUUUGAAGGCGGCGGCGCCCGUGGCUGCAUCGAAAUCUGCCGAUCCCUCUCCCGAUCCCUCCCCGCCUCCGGUGCGGCCGGCCCGUCUCUGUCUGGGCGCCGAAUGGUACCGAUUCCCUUCUUCGUUUUUCCUACCCCAUGCCCACGUCCAUCUUGCGUUCGUUCGCGCCGGCUUUGGGGGCCAACUCCCACAGCCAUUUCGAGCCGAAAACGGGACAUGGGCCCCUCCCUUGCAAGCCUUCAACGCGCACAAUCUGGAAGAGAAGGCCCGCUACGUCCCCAUCCAUUCCUGCCGUUACUUGGUGGAGCUCUUUCCUCCCGCGCCGGGAGGAGUCAGGGACCAGGGGGUUCCGGAGCCGUCCACGGGAGCGGCCGGAGAAGGAGACAGCAAGGAGCGAGCACGUGCCCAAGAAGAGGCUACCUCCGAAGACGAACGGAUCGUACACGAUGUAGAAUGGAUAGACCGGCGGCUUCGGGAGCUGGGGGAGGCUCGACCAGUGGCCUGGCGCAUUCUUCGGCACUACCCUUUGUUGGAUAAAGCUUUAUCGCCCUCGCCAUGGCGUGCUUUCUGGGUCCCCUUCGGAGGGGCGUCGCGUUUGCAUUACGGAGCAUUCACUUUGCUUGAGCGAGAGGAAGAAGAUGACUUUGAUCCCGGUCCUUGGUCGGAGCUGGGAUUUAUCCAAUAA
Nannochloropsis gaditana CCMP526 is the source of this 2493-nucleotide messenger RNA. It is a transcript of the gene ALG9, whose product is annotated as alpha-1,2-mannosyltransferase. The record is from RefSeq and is a predicted model, not a curated record. Gene Ontology annotation, cellular component: endoplasmic reticulum membrane. Gene Ontology annotation, molecular function: alpha-1,2-mannosyltransferase activity. Bases 157 to 2493 code for a protein of 778 amino acids. The transcript has 2 exons. Gene Ontology annotation, biological process: protein N-linked glycosylation.